CCUACCGAGCUACCAGCCAAGCGGCAGCUCCGCGGGCAGCCGGACGGCUGGGUUUACAGAGCAAAAGGGAAGCACCUCUCCAGCGUGACAAAAAGCAGAGCAGUCACCGAUGACCGACUUUACCAGCAGCUCGAAGGACGCAAUCAUCGCCUAUGCUGCCGAGCACGCCAAUCUGAACCGCAAAAUUCCGCGGGCCAAAGGCGCGUGGCGCGUCAUCCCCAACCUGUAUCUCGGCAACGCGGCAGCCGCCGGCGACGCCGCUACCCUGAGGCAGCUGAAAGUAACCGCAGUGCAGUCCGUCGGGCCCCGCUCCGAAAAAGUCUGCCGUGAGGUGGCCGACACGCUAACGCUCAUGCGCGUCGCCAUUCAGGAUGACGACGAAGCGCACAUCCUGCCUUUUCUGGAGGAAGCUUGCGCCUGGAUCAACGCGGAACUCGCCAAGGAGGACGGCGUGGUGCUGGUCCACUGCCGGGGCGGUAUGAACCGCUCGGCGACCAUGGUGGCGGCUUUUCUCGUGUGGAAGUUUCCGGGGAUGACUGCCGCUGAAGCCAUAGCCGUGGUGCGGCAAGCGCGCCCGGCGGCUAGGUUUGGGCGAGGAGAGGAAGGGGUCCUGCAGCGGGACCUGAGGCAGUGGGAGCUGGACUGCGCGGUGGCGAGGGAGAGGUAGGGAACAGGAUGGGCAAGGCUGUGUGGACUAAUGUUCUGUACUUCUGUAACGAAGAAAAACCAGAG
This is a messenger RNA of Pelagomonas calceolata, 732 nucleotides long. NCBI's taxonomy places the organism in Eukaryota, Pelagophyceae, Pelagomonadales, Pelagomonadaceae. The record is from the annotation of a GenBank genome assembly.